Paramormyrops kingsleyae is the source of this 3785-nucleotide messenger RNA. Its product is annotated as E3 ubiquitin-protein ligase NRDP1. The record is from RefSeq and is a predicted model, not a curated record. Lineage: Eukaryota; Metazoa; Chordata; Actinopteri; Osteoglossiformes; Mormyridae. Gene Ontology annotation, biological process: protein ubiquitination; regulation of canonical NF-kappaB signal transduction. Gene Ontology annotation, molecular function: zinc ion binding; ubiquitin protein ligase activity. Gene Ontology annotation, cellular component: plasma membrane signaling receptor complex.
AUUCUCUGUAAAUAAUGAAAAAAAAACUGUCAAUAAUGAUAGGUGCAGUGAGCUGUCAAUCAUGUAUUUGACUCGGGAUUUGAGCAGCAGAGGUGGGCUCGCGGCGCACUGACUGGCUGAGGGGGGAGAUGGAUAAAUUGGGUAUUUGGCUAACGUGUUCGGACAGCUGUUAGUGUUUAAAACGCAACCUUUUAAAACAGCAAGGGGUCUCAGGAUGGUUUGAGGCACGGAAGACGCUGGCUAGCCGGUCAUUUAGGCGCACACGUGUCGUGACCAGUCUCUGUCUUUGUAUCAAUUCCACUUGGACUGUGGCGGUUCGUAAGACCCAGGAGAGACAUUGGGGCCCACACCGCCCAAGACAUGAAAACCACAUGUCUGGGUGGCUCCAGUAAUGUGCCAUGGGCUACGAGGUCACCAGGUUCCAGGGGGAAGUGGAUGAGGAUCUGCUGUGUCCCAUAUGUAGUGGAGUUUUAGAAGAACCUGUGCAGGCUCCUCACUGUGAGCAUGCCUUCUGCAAUGCCUGCAUCACCCAGUGGUUCUCCCAGCAGCAGAUCUGUCCUGUGGACCGCACCGUGGUCACACUGGCUCACCUGCGGCCUGUGCCUCGCAUCAUGCGCAACAUGCUGUCCAAGCUGCAGAUAACCUGCGACAACGCCGCCUUCGGCUGCACAGCCGUGCUGCGCCUCGACCAGCUGCAGUCGCACCUGAAGGACUGCGAGCACAACCCCAAGAGGCCUGUGAUGUGCGAGCAGGGCUGCGGGCUUGAGAUGCCCAAGGACGAGUUGCCGAACCACAACUGCAUCAGGCACCUGCGUGGUGUGGUGCAGCAGCAGCAGACCAAGAUCGCCGAGCUGGAGAAGACGGCGGCUGAGCAUAAGCACCAGCUCGCCGAGCAGAAACGGGACAUUCAGCUGCUGAAGGCCUACAUGCGAGCCAUACGCAGUGCCAACCCCAAUCUGCAGAACCUGGAAGAGACCAUAGAGUACAACGAAAUCGUGGAGUGGGUGAACUCCCUCCAGCCGGCCCGUGUUACUCGCUGGGGUGGAAUGAUCUCCACGCCAGACGCCGUGCUGCAGGCGGUGAUCAAGCGUUCGCUGAUCGAUAGCGGCUGCCCGCUGUCCAUCGUCAACGACCUGAUCGAGAACGCCCACGAGCGCAGCUGGCCGCAGGGCCUGGCCACGCUGGAGACGCGGCAGAUGAACCGGCGCUACUACGAGAACUAUGUGGCGAAGCGCAUCCCGGGCAAGCAGGCGGUGGUGGUGAUGGCCUGCGAGAACCAGCACAUGGGCGAGGACAUGAUCCUGGAGCCGGGCCUGGUCAUGAUCUUCGCCCACGGAGUGGAGGAGAUCUUGUAAUGAAGGAGAGGAGCAGUGAGCCUGGAAGUGAUGUGGUGUGGACGCCUACAUGGAGUGCACAUCAGUUUGGACUCUGGCCACCUCUAAACCUCAUUUUUGCCUACACAUCUGCCCCCCCCCCCCCAUUCCUAUAUAUGCUGCAUAAAUGUCCAUUGGAGGAGAGGGCUCUUUAAAAAUGCGUAACCAUUCCUGGGAAGCAGAUGACCACCAGCCCCGUAGCUUUCCCUGCCUUACGUGGACAGUCAAGCAGAUGGACCAGGGAGGAAAAUGUGUAUCUAUGGUCCGUAAACACUACCAACGGUCAGGAGAUGUGCAGCUGUAGAACGGUGUCACUGAAUGAGACAGAAUCGUACUUUAGUAUGCCAGCCCUGGUAUUGCCUUGGGCUCUGCUGACGUAGAGGCUUCGAAAGGCAAAAUAAAACCUAAGGUUAAUUCCUUCCCCUAGUUGCUUCCAAUCAUGCAGACGUCUGCUGAAAAGGUAUUUAUAUAACUAUAAAUAAUAUAAACAGAGAAUAUGAUUUAGAUUUAGUAUAUAAUAAAUGAUGCGUUUCGUAAUUUUAAUGCUGUCACACCUCCCGAUUUUCAUGAGUAGCUUGGAAUAAGUAGUUCCACAUUAUUUCCCACUUUAGCCGGCCAUAAUUACCUCUAAACGUUGCAAAGCUCAGGACCCCUAGCCGUUUCCACAUCAGCUCACCUCAUUGGAAGUUAAUGCAGAAGCACUCAUCUGUUCCGUUUGUAGACUGCAGCUGAGGAAGACCGUGUGCAGUCUUCUUGUCUGAUGCCCCAAUCCCAGCUCUGCAAAGGCUUCUGUGUAGGUAACGUGUUAGCUGGGAGACCACUGUGCUUUUGAACUGACGGUCAAGCUGUGAUGAGUGUCAGCUGGACCAAUAAAGACUUGUGAUUUUGCUCUCCAUUAUUAUCUGGAUUGUUUUGGGAUUCCCUGCCUUGAAAAUGUACUUGGUUCCCAAAGUGUGUACUACCCGGAAUUACAACAACUGUGGAACCACCCUGCGUCAAUCAGUUGUCAAGGUUUUUCUGUCAAUUUAGCAAAAUUUACACUGGUGCACCUCAAUUCUAUGGGAUUUCGGACACAAUAUGGCAUGUAAAGGAGCCCUUUCACUCGGAACUGGUGGCUCAUAUGCUCCCAGUCAGACUACAAUGGCUUUUCUUUGUUCCCACAGUCAUGAAUACUAGAAAAGUCUGAAAAACCAACGUGGUUGCUGACAUAUUGUGCUGCUUCUCACUUCACCGAUCAUAGUCUCUCAAAUUAUUUUUCGUAACCUUUUCCUUUGAAUACUGUUGUGAUCUGUGUGUGACUUUUGUUACCCUCUCAAAGGCAACUACCUGUUUAGUGUGUAAUGUGUAUAAUUUGGACUGCGUAAUUUAUCUCUAGGAAGAAAGUUUACUUUUGUGUGUAUUGGUGUGCUGUAUAUAACUGGUAAUAUUCUAUCAUGUACUUUUUUUUUAUUUCCUGCUACCAAAGUAUGUACAACAGUGACAGCAGUGGUGAAACAGUUGACUUUCUGUGUUGAAAUUCGAAUGAAGGUUUCCUAAUGGUGAGCUCGACUCUAGGGCAGACAAAAUAUCACAUGUACACCAGGAACAUCAGUCUUGUCUUGCAUUCUGUGUUUAUGCUUGUUUGUUUUUCUUUAACGUGGUUAUAUCUUUCUUUGGUGGUUACUUGUUCAACAUUAGGAUUAGUACAAUGUGGUGCAGCUUGUACAGAGUUAGGACAACAUCCUGCUUGCAUAGUAACCCAUGAACUCCUAAAGAUGUUUGAUGAUAACCAGACAGACGGACGUGCUGCUGAGAAGCAAUGUUCUUAUUCCAGUUUUCUGGUUCUGCAUGGCCAUUAGGUUUACCGAUUUUUGUUUGGGCCCUUCUUUUAGAGUACAGUGUUUCAAGCUGUUUCGUUCAGUGCAGUAUAAAGUAGGCAUGUAUCUAUAGAGAUGAUUGGGAGAACUGGUUGGCUGCAGCCCCUAGUUCAGUGUUGUAAAUAAUGCUGUAGUCGACCACAUGAUGCAGACGUAUCUCCUCUCCCAGUGGAGAGUGUUACUCUUUGAAAAGGACUGAAUUCUGUGAACUGGAAAGUUAGUCUUUUCUGUUUCUUCCACAAGAUGGGAUAUAUGUAAUGCACGAAGCAACCGUGUCGUGGCUGAUCAUGUGUAGGUCUGAACUGUGGCAAUAGUCCUGUUUAUUACACCUGAACUUCUGUUCCGGAAGAAGCACUUAAGUGAGGAAAGAUUUAUUCUAAAUUUGUCUGAAUUUUAUUUUUGAAGUAUGUAAAUAUAAUGGAUAUUAUAAAUAAUGAAAAGCACUUUCAACCAAAAUCUCCUCAUGUACCUUUCUUUGUGUUUGUUUCAGCAGCAGAUUACUGGUGUUUGUGUUUUUUUUUUAUUAUUUAAUUAAAAUGGCAAUAGACGUACCGAU